UCGAAUGCGAAUGAAGCAAAUGCCAGUACGGAAGCAAAAGACAAGCGUGCCUCUUCGCUAAUAAGACAAGCAACUUUCGAUCAGCCUGCAACUACACAAUACCUAUAUCAACCGUCGAAACCGAGCGGCCCCUUCGGCCUUGAUCCCGAUGUUAUAUCCGAAAUAGAAAAGGGUUGGGUGCGUGUCGAUCAAAUGCAAUCGGUGGAAGUGCCGCGUGUCGAUGUGUCAUUGCUCUACGAACCCAUCAAGGUCAUACCGACCCGCGACGGUGUACAAUAUCCGCAGGAGAAAUUCGAGCAACUUAUUUCGCGUUCGCACUAUAUGCAACAGGCAGUGCACAAUACACCGCCACCACCAUCGGCUGCGUCGAGCGGCGGUAUUGGAUCGCCUUACAUGAGUCCACAACAGCAUUUGCAUCAUCAGCAGCAGUUGAAUGCGGCCGUUUAUGGUAGUGGUGGUGGCGGUGGUGGCGGUGUCAGUUGUGGCAGCAGUGGCACGAACAUUGUUGAUGUUCUACCCAAACAUGAUCCUCAACUUAUUAAAAUGAUCAAAGCAAUCAGCAGCGCUGACACCUUAAAAGCACGUGCUGCGAUUAGUGAACUUGCUGAAAUAAUUGAUUCACCCGAGAAGCAGGCUGUACUACGCGACUAUGAGGAGAUUUUCAUACAAAAUGUGCUCGCACAGUUCAAGAAUCUAUCACAGGUACCCAUCACCGAAUCGCUGGUCGUCUAUCAACCGCUACUCUCCAUACUCUACUCAUUUUUCCACUCCAAGACAUUAGGUAAAACGUUGAGCGUUGCCUGCAUCAAAAAUUUAAUGUCUGCGCUGCUGAAUCUUAUGGCCGAUCAAAAGCUGAAUACAGGCGACGAUGGUCAAUACAAUAAAGUCAUCAAUGGCAUUUGCUUGAAGGUGUUGGAUAAAGCGAAUUUUACGAAUUUAAAUUGCGCGCUAAUACGCCUUUUGCGCGAAACCUGUCCGGAGGCUGGCUUGCCAAAAUUCACCGAUCUGCUAAUGAAAUGCAUUUGGCGUAAUGUUAAAAUGUUGCCUGAACGCACCAAUGAACUGAACUAUGACGCUGUCAUAUUAGAAGUGCACGAAUUUAUGUUGGCUUUACCGAGUAGUUGGUGGCAAACGCGUCCAUCGGACACGCCAUUACGUACCGUCAAAACGAUUAUUCAUAAUAUGGCCAAAGUGAAGGGCAAUGCCAUACUGAAUCAUCUCAAUCAGAUACCAACACAUUCAGAGUUGCAUACAUACUUGAUAAAGAUAUUGAAGAAUUUGGCCAAAGAGGGUCACAUACCGAGCGCUUCACCACAACGUUCUGGCUCGGCUAAGGACGUGCAUGGCAAGCGCAUCUCUAAUCAAACGCAUGAAACAAUGUCACAGAUAUUCAAAUUAAUCUCAGAUAAGGAAACAAAGCAGCAGGGUCUGCUGAAACUCUAUGAAUUUAAGGUACAAAAUCCCGAUAUUGAUUUGACGACGUUCCUUAAAGGCGCCAGCCCCAGCUUUCAGAAAUACAUCGAAGAUGGUUUAGCUGAAAUUGAACGUGCUGUAGCCCAAUCUGGCGGUGCGGGCGAUGGUUUGCAGUGCACGCAAAAUGGUGAUAAUCGUAUAG
Rhagoletis pomonella (apple maggot) is the source of this 1615-nucleotide messenger RNA. RefSeq names its product protein mini spindles-like. Gene Ontology annotation, biological process: microtubule polymerization; centrosome duplication; mitotic spindle organization. Gene Ontology annotation, molecular function: microtubule plus-end binding; microtubule plus end polymerase activity. NCBI's taxonomy places the organism in Eukaryota, Metazoa, Arthropoda, Insecta, Diptera, Tephritidae. The record is from RefSeq and is a predicted model, not a curated record. Gene Ontology annotation, cellular component: microtubule plus-end; centrosome; kinetochore.